UUCCCCUUACACUUUCUCUCCGUCUCUGAUACCAUUGUUUCCUUUCACUUUCGCAAUGGCUGAGCAGAUUCCAUUAAAGCGCCAAAGAGAAGAAACCCAGAUUCCAGAUGAAGAAACAAAACGCCAUAAGUCCUACAAUCACAUCCUCUCUUUGCUUGAAGCAGAAGAGGACGAGCCAAACCAGGACUUGUCUCCUCUCAUCACCACUUUACAACACGAACUUUCUUCCGACACCGUUUUAGAUGACAUCUUUAUUUACCCAACAACUAAUACACCAGAAGCAGACCAAGAAAACCCUAGACCCACAACCAAAAAAGAUAAUACCGACACCGGCAUCGGCACCGUAGAUGACUAUACCUCGGCGACUUCUUCCCUGAAAGAAGACGGGGGAACGCAGGAUGAUAAAGAGCAAGUCAUACGGCAUUUGCUUGAGGCUUCCGAUGAUGAGCUUGGGAUUCCUAAUAGAGAAGCUGCUUUUGAGUUUGAACAAGGUCUUGACAAUGGAGGAAAUGGAUUUGCUUUAUGUGAUAGGUUAUGGGAACUUGAAGACGAGGCUGCUAAUUACUAUACCUUGUUGCAGUCUGAAUUUUUCCUCUAGUAAUGGCUUUUGAAAGGAUUGAAAGACAAAAUCAGAAAAAGCAAACCGU
Messenger RNA from Hibiscus syriacus, 647 nucleotides. RefSeq lists its product as uncharacterized. Lineage: Eukaryota; Viridiplantae; Streptophyta; Magnoliopsida; Malvales; Malvaceae. The record is from RefSeq and is a predicted model, not a curated record. The transcript is spliced from 2 exons. The coding region runs from base 56 to 598 and encodes 180 amino acids.